AUGCUGUCGAGUCUCGCAAACCCGCGCCAGGCGGCGUCGCAGCUGCUCAACUUCGCGCUGAUCCUUUCGACUGCGUUUAUGAUGUGGAAGGGUCUUUCGGUCAUUUCCGAUUCUCCCAGCCCCAUCGUCGUCGUUCUCAGUGGCUCAAUGGAGCCUGCAUUCCAGAGAGGAGACCUUCUCUUUCUUUGGAACCGCAACCUGAUCCAGGAAACCGACGUUGGCGAGAUCGUCGUCUACGAAGUCAAGGGCAAGAAUAUUCCCAUUGUUCACAGAAUCGUUCGAAGAUUCGGCUCCGGACCGGAAGCAAAGCUCCUUACCAAGGGUGACAACAACAACUCGGAUGACACUGCUCCCAACGAUCAGAUGCUGACCAAAGCAGAGCUGUAUGCCAAAAACCAGGACUACCUCGUGCGAAAGGACAUCAUCGGUAGCGUCGUCGCAUAUAUUCCUUUCGUCGGCUACGUUACGAUCCUCCUCUCGGAAUACCCGUGGUUGAAGACGGCAAUGUUGGGAAUAAUGGGCUUAGUAGUGGUGCUGCAGAGAGAGUAG
Messenger RNA from Colletotrichum orchidophilum, 549 nucleotides. Its product is annotated as signal peptidase I. The transcript is spliced from 4 exons. Gene Ontology annotation, cellular component: signal peptidase complex; membrane. Gene Ontology annotation, molecular function: serine-type endopeptidase activity. NCBI's taxonomy places the organism in Eukaryota, Fungi, Ascomycota, Sordariomycetes, Glomerellales, Glomerellaceae. Bases 1 to 549 code for a protein of 182 amino acids. The record is from RefSeq and is a predicted model, not a curated record.